AUGCCCUUACCCGCCGUCGAGGCAGUAGUCAAGAAGUGGGGCGAGGUGUACGAGUCUGAGCUCCAGUUUCUCCAAGACACGGGUGCGACGGAAGGCUACGUCCAGAUCUUCGAGAACCGCGGCGCAAUGAUGGGUGCGAGCGCGCCACACCCCCACGGCCAGGUUUGGACGCUCGACUACGUCCCCGACGAAGUCAGCACGGAGCUGGAGCAUUUCAGGCAGUAUGCCGAGACGCACAAGGCGCCUGCCGUCGAGGGAACCACGACAGCACCGGAGGGAGGCAAGAGCUGCUGCAACGGGGGCGUGUGUGCCGAGGUCCCCGCGGGCCAGACACCCAACCGCGACGGCCACGCGUGCCUGCUCUGCACGUAUGCGGCGGCCGAGUAUCUGGACAAGUCGCGCAUAGUCGUGCAGAACGAGCACUGGCUGGCCCUUGUUCCCUUCUGGGCCGUGUGGCCGUAUGAGACCCUCGUCCUGCCCUACAGGCGGCACAUUCCCAAUCUCUCGCAGCUGACUGCUGCCGAGUCCACCUCGCUCGCCGAGGUCCUCCAGGCCCUGCUGGUCCGGUACGACGGGUUGUUCUCCUGCCCCUUCCCUUACUCUAUGGGCGUGCACCAGAGCCCGCUGUCCGAUACUGAAGGGCUCAGCCACGUCCACUUCCACUUUUACCCGCCGCUGCUGCGCAGUGCGACGGUGCGCAAGUUCCUUGUUGGUUUUGAGAUGCUUGGAGAGGUGCAGCGCGACCUAUCGCCGGAGCAGGCGGCGGAGAAGCUCCGCGCGGUGUCGGCGACGCACUAUCUCGACCAGUAG
Molecule: messenger RNA, 810 nt
Organism: Trichosporon asahii var. asahii CBS 2479
Lineage: Eukaryota; Fungi; Basidiomycota; Tremellomycetes; Trichosporonales; Trichosporonaceae
Product: UTP-hexose-1-phosphate uridylyltransferase
Exons: 1
Coding region: 1-810 (269 amino acids)
Biological process (GO): beta-D-galactose catabolic process via UDP-galactose, Leloir pathway
Cellular component (GO): cytoplasm
Molecular function (GO): zinc ion binding; UDP-glucose:hexose-1-phosphate uridylyltransferase activity
Source: RefSeq, a predicted model, not a curated record